This is a messenger RNA of Monoraphidium neglectum, 1140 nucleotides long. RefSeq lists its product as hypothetical. Bases 1 to 1140 code for a protein of 379 amino acids. Gene Ontology annotation, molecular function: FAD binding; oxidoreductase activity. Lineage: Eukaryota; Viridiplantae; Chlorophyta; Chlorophyceae; Sphaeropleales; Selenastraceae. The transcript has 6 exons. The record is from RefSeq and is a predicted model, not a curated record.
AUGGCUCCGCAGAGGGACGCGCUGCUGGCGUCAUGGCUUGAAAUCGGCUUCGGCGGCAUUCUCGCCGCGGGCGGCUACGGCGUGCUCAGCCGCAAGUACGGCCUUUUGUCAGACUCGUUAAUAUCAGCCACCGUGGUGGACGCCAAGGGCCGCCUGCUGGAAGCCAGCGAGAAGCUGAACCCAGACCUGCUGUUUGCGCUGAAGGGCGGCGGGGGCGGGACGUACGGCAUUGUAGUCGAGGCGACUGUUAGACUUCUGGAGAUCCCCGUGGUCACCCUGGCGCGGAUCAAGUAUGCAAACCUCGAAAAAGCGGUGCAGCUGUUCGACAGGUACCAGCGGUGGGCGCCGGACGCCCCCGCAGAGCUGACCUUCAAGUUCAAUUUGAAGCCCGACAAAAUUGACAUCACCAUGCAGUACCUCGGGCCAAAGAAGGACCUGGAUCGCCUGCUGAAAGACAAGUCGGGUCUCAUCCUGCCAGGCUCGAUCUACGAGGCAACACAAUGCGACAUCCAGGGCUCCCGCGGCUGGACGCCCGAGGCGUCAAUCGUGCCGGCUGGGCCCAAAGGGGGCUGGAAGACGGUCAGCCACCUGCUGGUGCCGCCCUACUGCUCGCCGCCCGAGGAGACGCGCGUGCCGCAGCGGGUGCGGCCCGGCGGGCUGCUGGCGUUCAUGUCUGAGGCGGCGCAGUACCGCUCUGCGCUCUUCAAAACCCCGAUCACGAUCUCGGGCGUGGAGGCUUUGAAGGAGGCGUUCUCAGCACCCACCACCCGCGCAUGGCGCCAGAUGCUCUGCCGCGCCUUGGGGCCCGGCAUAACAAAGGUGCCGCCCGCCGCAUCAGCAUUCGGGCACCGGGAAGCGCGGCUGAUGUGCGAGUGGGGGGUGUCGUUUGGUAUGCGGAAGACGGCGGCGCAGCAGCCGGCGGCAGUGACGGCGCCGAUAUGGGCGUGGUUUGAGCGGACAAGAGGGGUGGUGGCGGCUCUGAGCGAGGCUGGCGCAGAGUACAACGGAUGGAUCAACAGGUUCGACCGGGUCGAGAACUAUUUCGGCACGAACUACCCGAGGCUGCAGCAGAUCAAGAAAAAGUACGACCCCGAUAACGUCUUCUUCAACAGCCUGUCGGUAAAACCAGCAAGGCGGUGA